AUGACAUCAAUAUUUUAUAAAGAUGAGGUCCUGUUACGCGAGUUUAAUACAAAUUGGAAAGCUCAAUUGACAGGAAAGAUGUCGCUGUGGGUUGAUAAGUACCGUCCUAAGUCUUUAGAUGCAUUAACACAUACACCAAGGUUAACGCAUCUUCUCAAGUCGCUAUCAGUGGAACCAAGAGAUCUGCCACAUCUAUUGUUUUACGGGCCUAAUGGAGCAGGUAAAAAAACUCGAUGCAUGGCAUUGCUUCAAUCAAUCUUCGGGAGCGGAGUGUACAAGUUGAAAAUCGACGUAAGACAGUUCACUACCCCAUCAAACCGCAAGUUGGAGCUGAACGUGGUAUCGAGUCCGUACCACCUCGAAAUCACGCCUAGCGAUAUGGGCAACAACGACCGCAUUGUGAUCCAAGAACUUUUAAAGGAGGUGGCGCAAAUGGAGCAGGUUGACUUUCAAACGGCCUCUGGGGCCGAAACUGGUGGGCUGGCUCACCGGUAUAAGUGUGUAAUCAUCAACGAGGCAGACUCUCUAACGCGGGACGCACAAGCGGCGCUUAGAAGAACCAUGGAGAAGUACUCACGGAACAUCCGUUUUAUUAUGCUUUGUGAGUCAAUGUCUUCUAUGAUUGCACCUAUAAAGUCGAGAUGCCUCCUGGUUCGGACACCUGCGCCAACCACUCAAGAAACUGCGGACGCACUGGUGAAGGUCGGCGGGCAAGAGAAGGUAACUGUCGAGGAUGAGGCAAUUCUGAACACUAUCGCCGAGAGCUGUGACGGAAACCUGAGAAAAGCAUUACUAACGUUUGAGUCUAUGGCACUAAACAACGAAAUGUGCUUGAAGUCAUCGACUGCUCUCAUUAGAGCUGACUGGGUUGUAGUCAUCUUGAAAAUGGCCAACCGUAUACUCAAAGAUCGCUCUGUGUCGUCCUUAGUGGAGUGCCGAGCGACCCUCUAUGACUUGCUGGCCCAUUGUAUACCAGCGAAAGUCAUCAUACAGGAACUGGCAUUCGCGCUUCUCGACGCGAUUCAUAAUGACAACCACAAGAUAGCCGUGGUCCAGUGGGCUAGUGUGUUUGACGAGAGACUGCGUCUCGGUAACAAGCCAAUCUAUCAUUUAGAAGGUUUCAUAGCCAGAGUGAUGUGUGAAGUAGACGGAUAA
Lachancea thermotolerans CBS 6340 is the source of this 1155-nucleotide messenger RNA. RefSeq names its product replication factor C subunit 5 (gene RFC5). The record is from RefSeq and is a predicted model, not a curated record. The coding region runs from base 1 to 1155 and encodes 384 amino acids. The transcript has a single exon. Gene Ontology annotation, cellular component: Ctf18 RFC-like complex; nucleus; Elg1 RFC-like complex. Gene Ontology annotation, biological process: DNA-templated DNA replication; DNA repair. Gene Ontology annotation, molecular function: ATP hydrolysis activity; DNA clamp loader activity; DNA binding. Lineage: Eukaryota; Fungi; Ascomycota; Saccharomycetes; Saccharomycetales; Saccharomycetaceae.